CUGUUUCCGGGUGGCGCGUGGGGCUGGAGGCCGAGAGCGUCCCCUGCUACCGCCAACAUGGAGAGUUUGUACCGAGUCCCGUUCUUAGUGCUCGAAUGCCCGAACCUGAAGCUGAAGAAGCCGCCCUGGGUGCACAUGCCGUCGGCCAUGACGGUGUACGCUCUGGUGGUGGUGUCUUACUUCCUCAUUACCGGAGGAAUCAUUUAUGAUGUUAUUGUUGAACCUCCAAGUGUCGGCUCGGUGACUGAUGAACACGGGCAUCAGAGACCAGUCGCUUUCUUGGCCUACAGAGUAAAUGGACAGUACAUUAUGGAAGGACUUGCAUCCAGCUUCCUGUUUACAAUGGGAGGUUUAGGUUUUAUAAUCCUGGACCGAUCCAAUGCACCAAACAUUCCCAAACUCAAUAGGUUUCUUCUUUUAUUCAUUGGAUUCGUAUGUGUCCUAUUGAGUUUUUUCAUGGCUAGAGUAUUCAUGAGAAUGAAGCUGCCGGGCUAUCUGAUGGGUUAGAGUGCCUUUUGAGAAGAAAUCAGCAGGUACCAGCUCUUCAAUACAUAAUGCUUCCAAAUGGGAAGUAGAAUAUUCCAGAUGCUGCUGAAAAUUUGUAUUCUCUUUGUUUCUCAAGCUCUCUUAUGAUUUUCCAAAAUCAAUUAUGAAUUGAUACAGAGCCACCAUCAAUUAUAGAAAGCGAAAGUCACUCAGUCAUGUCCUACUCUUUGUAAUCCCAUGGACUAUAUAGUCCAUGGAAUUCUCUAGGCCAGAAUACCAGGGUAGGUAGCUGUUUCCUUCUCCAGGGGAUCUUCCCAACCCAGGAAUCGAACCAGGGUCUCCUGCAUUGCAGGUGGAUUCUUUACCAGCUGAGCUACCAGGGAAGCAAUUAUAGGGUGGUGACUAUAUUGUUCUUUAACAUUUCUAAGAGAGGUCUCAAGAUAGGAGCUGCACUGUAGCUGGAAAUGCCACAUAAAACUCUUCAACAGUGAAUUCUCUGGCAGUCCAGUGGUUAGAGACUCUGCACUGCCAAAGACCUGGGUUCAAUACCUGGUCAGGGAACUAAAAUCCCAUAAGCCACCAGGGGGCAGCCAAAAAAGAGUCUGCUUCAACAAUCAAAUAGAAGAUCCGUCAAAUAUUUAGAUAACCUCUCAAAGGUAGGCCAGGACAAACUACUAGUUCUUCCACUCCCUAAGCUUGGCCAUGAGCGGUCACACCCCUACUUGGUGUAAGCGCCUCUUCUCUGAGGCAUGCAGAGGUUGAGUAAUCCACGUAGGUCUUUGCCACAGGUUUGUCCUAUGUGGGUCCACAUGGCUGGAUGUUCUUUGCCCUGGGCCAUGCCUGGUCAGCACUUUGAGAAGCAAAGACAGAUGUACCAGAAAAAACUGAAUGGGUCUUUGGGGUCUAGCACGUGAAGAUAUGCUGUUUCUUCCCGCUUUGCCUCUGACACCCAAAAUGUCGCAUAACCAGUUUGUUACUAGAAUGGAACUUUAAUAAAGGAACUGCCUGUCUACCAGGGAA
Molecule: messenger RNA, 1506 nt
Organism: Bubalus bubalis (water buffalo)
Lineage: Eukaryota; Metazoa; Chordata; Mammalia; Artiodactyla; Bovidae
Gene: OSTC
Product: oligosaccharyltransferase complex non-catalytic subunit
Exons: 5
Coding region: 58-507 (149 amino acids)
Cellular component (GO): oligosaccharyltransferase complex
Source: RefSeq, a predicted model, not a curated record